Molecule: messenger RNA, 1638 nt
Organism: Aspergillus ochraceoroseus IBT 24754
Lineage: Eukaryota; Fungi; Ascomycota; Eurotiomycetes; Eurotiales; Aspergillaceae
Product: ceramidase
Exons: 4
Coding region: 484-1449 (321 amino acids)
Biological process (GO): ceramide biosynthetic process; ceramide catabolic process
Cellular component (GO): endoplasmic reticulum membrane
Source: RefSeq, a predicted model, not a curated record
CUCAGUUGCCUGCACUUAACUGUCGCAGUACUCCGUAUCAACAUUCCUUUUUGUUCGGCAGCCAGCGGAGGCGUUCUGGGACCAAUCGGCAUGUGAACACUCGGGCUUCAUAACCACGGACCGGCUUGAUUCGUCGUCAGUUUACCCAGAAUAAUUAGUUAACUAUCGACGUCACGGCAGGACGAACCGGGCGGAUGCUGAGUUUAGUCAGGGAAGACAGACGAGUCCUUUUGUUGUCCGCUGUUGCUUGUUCCUGCUGGUUCGAGCCACUCUUCAUAAGGCUGUUAUUACCUUCUUGCCUUUUAACUUUUCCUUUUGCCUCCGGGCCUACCAUGUUUCUUUUGUUAUAAGACCAGGCCCAUCCCUUCCUACCAAACCUUCCCCCAUACCCCCCCCUUCGCCUCGUCUCGUCUCCUCUCGACUGCGUUUCGAGAAACGAGAGGUCAUUGAAUAUUUCACGGAGAGCCUCUGUCUCUGUUGAUAAUGCGUUUGAUUCCGUUUAUCCCGUACCCACCCGCAAAGGAUGGGUUUUGGGAACCUGUUACCUCGACCUUGAACUGGUGCGAAGAGGACUACUAUGCGACUAAAUAUGCCGCUGAGAUCAUCAAUACUCUGACGAACCUCUUGUUUAUGCUCCUCGGAGUCCAAGGCAUCCUCAGCUGCCGACGUCACGGACAUGAUUCGAUUUUCCAGAUCGCUUAUUAUGGCUAUCUCUUGGUCGGUACAGGCAGUUUUCUGUUCCACUCAACCCUUAAAUAUCCUAUGCAGCUUGUGGAUGAACUGUCCAUGAUUUACACCACAUGCUUGAUGUGCUACGCCUCGUUUUCCUACUCGAAACCGACAGCCUAUAGAAUCUUUUUGGGUGCCUUCCUUGCCGGCUUGGCGAUAUUCAUCACCCUCUACUACCACUACCUUCAAGAUCCUCUGUUCCACCAGAAUGCGUACGCACUUUUGACCACUGUUGUGGUUCUACGGAGUAUGUAUACUAUGGAAGUGACACUUCGCCCGUCUUUGCGACACACCACAGAGGAAGACAGACUCGCACGCCAAAAGCAGGGUCUCCCUGUUCUUUCCAAGGAGCAACAGCAAUACGAGAAUGCCCGUGAUCUAAAGAACCUGAACUUGAUGUGGUUCAUGGUUGCUUACGGACUGGGUAUGUUUUUGGGGGGAUUUGGUAUUUGGAAUCUUGACAAUCACUUCUGUACCAAGAUCCGCGGAUGGCGCCGGGAAGUGGGUCUGCCUUGGGGUAUCUUUCUUGAGGGCCAUGGCUGGUGGCAUCUGAUGACGGGAAUUGGCGCGUAUCUGUAUAUUGUUUGGGGUAUUUGGCUGCGCCAUUGCUUGAAUAAGCGACAAGAGGAAUAUCAUCUCUGGUGGCCGCAUAUCUGGAACAUCCCCGAAGUUAUUCGCACCUCAUCUACAAUGAAUGGUUCCGCUAAGAAAUCGAAUUAAACUGGGACGCUUGCGUUCAUUUUUCAAUGAUGCUUUUGAGAAGCAGAGAAUUUUUUUUUUGGCGUUGUUCGUGUCCUGCAUACUUCGCGUGUACGGUUUGUUUUGGGUGAAUGAAAAUUGCUCAUAGACUCUUAUUCCGAUCUGGGAUGGUCAGACUUUGAUAUCAUUUAUAGAACUGCAAGUUGAGAA